This is a messenger RNA of Symbiodinium natans, 789 nucleotides long. Lineage: Eukaryota; Dinophyceae; Suessiales; Symbiodiniaceae. The record is from the annotation of a GenBank genome assembly.
AUGCUCCAGCGGAUGCCUGCUGCCAAGAUGAUCAUGUACUUCCUGGACAUGCACGCAGACCUUCCACAUCCAUCUCAGGCCGAGCUGACUUCGACGCUCAGCCAAGCGGAGACGGCGGAGAUUGUUUUGCACGAAACCGUGAAGAAGCUUCUCCGUCUGGGCAUCGCUUGCAAGCAGUGUCCCGUUCCACAGAAGUGGAUUGGCAGCUCCGUGGCCUUGGGCUAUGAUGUGGGGCAGUUGCCCACUCGCGAAAAUGCCGAGGAGCAGCUGAGAAAGCAGACCAUCGUCUCCAUUUUCGACUGGGGCAGGUCCGAGCUCAACACCAUCCAGAAGCAUGGAGCGCUCUCGGAUAGCGCACAGGCAGACAGAGCACAGUAUUGGUCUUACUAUACUGGCGGCAUCUACCGCCUUGGUUGGGAGGUGUUCCCGCCAUUCAUCCGAAAGUCGCUGCUACAUCCUGAGGAUCCCUACAUAGGUGAGGAGGCGCAGGCGCCACAGCGAGCGUGUGGACCAGCAACGAGUCCCUUUGACUUCCGCACGGGCUCAUGGGCCGACGUAGAGAUGAUGUGGGCCUACAUCUUCUACCAGGAGCUUCGCGUGGCGCCGGAGGAUCAUGCCCUACUUGUGACAGAAGCUCCACUCAACCAACCGGCUGACAGAGAACGCUUGGUGCAGCUGAUGUUCGAGUAUUUCAACGUGCGCGCCCUGUACCUUGCUCUCCCGGAAGUUCUUUCACUGUAUGCUUCUGGCCGCACUGCAGGCGCACGUAGCACGUGUGAUCAAGAGUGA